Molecule: messenger RNA, 2586 nt
Organism: Myotis davidii
Lineage: Eukaryota; Metazoa; Chordata; Mammalia; Chiroptera; Vespertilionidae
Product: protocadherin alpha-1
Exons: 2
Coding region: 183-2585 (800 amino acids)
Biological process (GO): homophilic cell-cell adhesion
Cellular component (GO): plasma membrane
Molecular function (GO): calcium ion binding
Source: RefSeq, a predicted model, not a curated record
GCUGUAUACCACAAAAUCUUGUCAAUGGGAAUGUACGAUCGCCAACGCUAAAGGAGGAAGCUCCAUUUUGUCACCGCCCGAGAGAAGACAGAAACGCUGGGAGGAAGUACUAACAAUAUGAAGUAAAGAGACAUGAUUCUGAAGUAAGGUGAGAGAGGUACGAACAGUGUAGUGCUUCUGCGAUGCUGUAUCCCAGGCGAGGAGGCAAGGGAGCCCGGCGCCUGCUGCUCUCCCUUCUGCUCCUCACAAUCUGGAAGGCGGGGAGCGGCCAGGUCCACUACGCGGUCCCCGAGGAGGCCAAGCACGGCACCUUCGUGGGCCGCAUCGCGCAGGACCUGGGGCUGGAGCUGGCGGAGCUGGUGCCGCGCCUGUUCCGGGUGGCGUCCAAGCCCCGCGGGGACCUCCUGGAGGUAAAUCUGCAGAAUGGCAUUUUGUUUGUGAAUUCUCGGAUCGACCGCGAGGAGCUGUGCGGGCGGAGCGCGGAGUGCAGCAUCCACCUGGAGGUGGUGGUGGAGAGGCCGCCACAGGUUUUCCACGUGGAGGUGGAGGUGAAGGACAUUAACGAUAAUCCACCCGUCUUCAGAGAGAGAGAACAAAGGUUAUUUAUUCCCGAAUCUAGGCUGCUGGGAUCGCAUUUCCCGCUAGAGGGCGCUGCUGAUGCCGACAUUGGCACCAAUUCUCUUCUAACGUAUACGCUCAGCCCCAGUGAUUAUUUCUCGUUGGAUAUACAGGCAAGUGAUGAACUGAGUAAGUCACUUGCGCUUGAAUUGAGGAAAGUUUUGGACAGAGAGGAAACUCCAGAACUUCAUUUAUUAUUGACAGCCACGGAUGGGGGCAAACCUGAGCUGGAAGGUAGAGUUCACCUGCUGAUAACGGUGCUCGACGUUAAUGACAACGCCCCGUUGUUUUCUCAGGCCGUGUACAGAGUCCAUUUAUUGGAAACGAUAGCGAAUGGGACAUUAGUAACCACAUUAAAUGCCUCGGACGCUGACGAAGGUGUAAAUGGAGAAGUUGUCUUUUUCUUUGGCAGUGAUGUUCCUGUGAACAUUAGAAAGAACUUCAAAAUUGAUUCCAGCUCAGGAGAAAUUAGGCUAAUUGGUGAACUGGAUUAUGAAGAGACAAGAUCCUACGAAAUUCAGGUAAAAGCAGUUGAUAAAGGAAGUCCUCCCAUGUCAAAUCACUGCAAGGUUUUAGUGAAAGUGCUGGAUGUAAAUGAUAAUGCUCCGGAACUGGCGGUCAGGUCCUUGUCCUUGCCCGUCAGAGAGGACGCCCCCCUCGGCACUGUCAUUGCCUUCAUCUCCGUGUCCGACCGGGACUCCAGUGUCAACGGGCAGGUGACCUGCACUCUGACACCGCAUGUCCCCUUCAAGCUGGUGUCCACCUUCAAGAAUUACUAUUCGCUGGUGCUGGACAGCGCCCUGGACCGCGAGAGCGUGUCACACUACGAGUUGGUGGUGACCGCGCGGGACGGGGGCUCGCCUUCGCUGUCGGCCACAGCCAGCGUGUCCGUGGAGGUGGCCGACGUGAACGACAACGCGCCGCUGUUCGCGCAGCCCGAGCACACGGUGUUCGUGAAGGAGAACAACCCGCCCGGCGGCCACAUCUUCACGGUGUCGGCGCGGGACGCGGACGCGCAGGAGAACGCGCGGGUGUCCUACUCGCUGGUGGAGCGGCGGGUGGGCGAGCGCGCGCUGUCGAGCUACGUGUCGGUGCACGCGGAGAGCGGCCAGGUGUCCGCGCGGCAGCCGCUGGACCGCGAGGAGCUGGAGCUGCUGCAGUUCCAGGUGAGCGCGCGCGACGCGGGCGAGCCUCCUCUGGGCAGCACCGUGACGCUGCAGGUGUUCGUGCUGGACGAGAACGACCACGCGCCCGCGCUGCUGCCUCCGGCCCCGGGCGGCCCGGGCGGCGCGGUGAGCGAGCUGGUGUGGCGGUCGGUGGGCGCGGGCCAGGUGGUGGCGAAGGUGCGCGCGGUGGACGCGGACUCGGGCUACAACGCGUGGCUGUCGUACGAGCUGCUGCCGGCGGCGGGCGGUGCGCGCAGCCCGUUCCGCGUGGGGCUGUACACGGGCGAGAUCAGCACGACGCGCGCCCUGGACGAGGCGGACUCUCCGCGGCAGCGCCUGCUGGUGCUGGUGAAGGACCAUGGCGAGCCGGCGCUGGUGGCCACUGCCACGGUGCUGCUGUCUCUGGUGGACAGCGGCCAGGCGCCGAAGGCCUCUUUGCGGGAGUCCUCUGGCUCCGCGAGCGCGGAGGCGGCGCUGGUGGACGUGAACGUGUACCUGAUCAUCGCCAUCUGCGCGGUGUCCAGCCUGCUGGUGCUCUCGCUGCUGCUGUACACGGCUCUGCGGUGCUCGGCGCCGCCCACGGAGGGCGCGUGCGGGCCGGGGAAGCCCGUGCUGGUGUGCUCCAGCGCCGUGGGGAGCUGGUCGUCCUCCCAGCAGAGGCGGCAGAGGGUGUGCUAUGGGGAGGGGCCGCCCAAGACGGACCUCAUGGCCUUCAGCCCCAGCCUCCCUCAGGGUCCUGGCUCCGCUGAGGAAAGACAACAACCCUCAGAGUCGGAACACUUAGGAAAGGUGAGUUUUUAAA